Messenger RNA from Vicia faba (fava bean), 360 nucleotides. Lineage: Eukaryota; Viridiplantae; Streptophyta; Magnoliopsida; Fabales; Fabaceae. The record is from the annotation of a GenBank genome assembly.
AUGGAUUCAUUUAACAAAGAGAGUGUGAUUUUAGGGGACCCUUCAACUCCAGAUGAAGGUGUGAAGAAAGGAUAUGGUAAAUCAAAGUUGUAUGAGAUCUGUGCUGCAAAUCAUUGGAAGGCUCCUGUGUUUGAAUGCUGUAAAGAGGAAGGACCAUGUCAUUGCAGAAUAUUCACAUUCAAGGUUAUUAUUGAGAUAGAGACAGGUAAAGCAUCUAAAAACAUAGAGAGAAUUGAAGCAUCUAAAAACAUCGUAGAGGUUUACGGUGCUCCUCAUCAAAAGAAGAAAAUGGCAGCAGACGAUGCAGCCGAGGGUGCAUUAUGGUACUUAAAGCAUAUAGGUUUUGUUUUGAAGAACUAA